Cannabis sativa is the source of this 3117-nucleotide messenger RNA. Its product is annotated as beta-galactosidase 5. Gene Ontology annotation, molecular function: carbohydrate binding; beta-galactosidase activity. Gene Ontology annotation, biological process: carbohydrate metabolic process. NCBI's taxonomy places the organism in Eukaryota, Viridiplantae, Streptophyta, Magnoliopsida, Rosales, Cannabaceae. Bases 322 to 2853 code for a protein of 843 amino acids. Gene Ontology annotation, cellular component: cell wall; vacuole. The record is from RefSeq and is a predicted model, not a curated record. The transcript has 18 exons.
UUUUUUUUUUUUUUCAGUGUUUUAUGGACAUUGCCCAUUAUAAUAUUCAUAUAUAUAACAUAUAAUAUCAUGGUUUUUUGUCUUCAUUAUGGUGCAUGACAGCAUAUGAGAGGUUUUUUCUUUUUCCUUUUCACAAGGCAAUUGUGAGUGAGUGAGUGAGUGAGAAAGAGAGAGAGAGAGUGAGAGUGCUGCAGUGCAUGGUUCAACACAAAUGGUCUCUUCUUCUGAUUUGUGAGUGGUGAAUUACUUACCACAUUCUCCAUUUCUUCUUCUUCUUCUCUCUCCUUUUUCUAGAGAGAGAAAGAAAGAAAGAAAAAAGAAAUGGAAACUAAUAAGUCAGCUAACUAUACCUGGUUCCUCCUCUGUUUAUUAGCCUUUUUUCUAAGCUUUGAGCUAACACAAAGCAAUGUUAGCUAUGAUAACAAGGCUCUUAUCAUUAAUGGCCAAAGAAAGAUUUUAUUUUCUGGCUCUAUACACUACCCAAGAAGUACUCCUCAGAUGUGGGGUGGUCUUAUACAGAAAGCUAAAGAUGGUGGAUUAGAUGUUAUAGACACUUAUGUGUUUUGGAAUCUUCAUGAGCCUUCUCCUGGCAAUUACAAUUUUGAGGGAAGAAAUGACUUGGUUGGGUUCAUCAAGACAGUUCAAAAAGCAGGACUUUAUGUUCAUCUUCGUAUUGGGCCUUAUAUUUGUUCAGAAUGGAACUUUGGGGGAUUUCCUGUUUGGCUGAAGUAUGUUCCAGGCAUUAGCUUCAGGACAGAUAAUGAGCCUUUCAAGUCAGCCAUGCAGAAAUUUACCCAGAAAAUUGUCCAAAUGAUGAAAGAUGAGAAGUUGUUUCAAUCUCAAGGUGGUCCCAUAAUCCUUUCUCAGAUUGAGAAUGAAUAUGAACCAGAAAGGAAGGAGUUUGGGGCUGCUGGCUAUGCAUAUAUGACUUGGGCUGCAAAGAUGGCUGUUGAAAUGGGUACUGGUGUUCCAUGGGUGAUGUGCAAGGAAACUGAUGCUCCUGACCCAGUGAUAAAUACUUGCAAUGGUUUUUACUGUGACUAUUUCACUCCAAACAAGCCUUACAAACCGAAUCUUUGGACUGAGGCUUGGACUGGAUGGUUUACAGAAUUUGGUGGCCCAAUUUACCGACGCCCUGUUCAAGAUUUGGCGUUUGCGGUUGCUAGGUACAUUCAAAGGGGAGGCUCCUUUGUGAAUUAUUACAUGUACCAUGGAGGAACCAACUUUGGAAGAACUGCUGGAGGCCCUUUUAUCACUACCAGCUAUGAUUAUGAUGCUCCAAUUGAUGAAUAUGGCUUGAUAAGGCAGCCAAAGUAUGGUCACUUAAAGGAUCUUCACUUUGCUGUUAAACUAUGCGAAAAAGCUCUACUCAAUGCUGAUCCUACCGUCUCAUCGUUAGGGAAUUAUGGAAAGGCAUAUGUUUUCUCUUCCAAGUCAGGAGGUUGUGCAGCUUUUCUCUCGAAUUAUAAUCCGAAGUCAGCAACAAGGGUGACUUUCAACAACAAGCUAUAUAAGCUCCCACCUUGGUCCAUCAGCAUUCUUCCAGAUUGUAAAACUGAUGUGUUCAACACAGCCAAAGUGAGAGUACAAAUGACUCGAACGCAAAUGUCGCCCUUGAAAGGUGCAUUGUACUCAUGGGAGACAUUUAGUGAAGACAUGUCUUCAGUGGAUGAAGAUACAAAAAUCACAGCAGUUGGUCUCUUAGAGCAGUUAAAUGUCACCAGAGACUCCACUGAUUACUUAUGGUACACAACAAGUGUUGACAUAAAAUCAUCUGAAUCUUUCCUACGAAACGGGAAAAGUCCAACUCUUAAUGUGCAAUCAUCAGGAGAUGCCAUGCAUGUCUUUGUCAAUGGACAUCUUCAAGGAUCUGCUCAUGGGACAAGGGUGAACAAGAGAUUCUCAUUCACAGGAAACGUCAAUCUUCGUUCUGGAUUUAAUAAAAUCUCACUGCUCAGUGUAGCUGUUGGAUUGCCGAACAAUGGUCCACAUUUCGAGACACGACACACAGGGAUCCUAGGUCCAGUAGUCCUUCAGGGACUUGAUCAAGGGAAGAUGGAUAUAUCAUGGCAGAGAUGGUCAUACAAGGUUGGGCUAAAAGGAGAAGCAAUGAAUCUAGGCUCGCCCGAUUCAACCUCUGCUGUUGAUUGGAUGAGUGGAUCCUUAGUAGCACAGAAGCAACAACCAAUGACAUGGUAUAAGGCAUAUUUUAAUGCACCGAAAGGAGACGAUCCUUUGGCAUUGGACAUGAGGAGCAUGCAGAAGGGUCAAAUAUGGAUUAAUGGACAGAGUAUUGGAAGAUAUUGGACUAUAAAUGCUAAUGGAAAUUGUAAUGAAUGCAGUUAUGCCGGUACAUACCGGCCUCCAAAGUGUCAGGUUGGUUGUAACCAACCAACUCAAAAAUGGUACCAUGUUCCUCGAUCUUGGUUGAAGCCGUCUAAAAAUCUGGUGAUUAUCUUCGAGGAAAUUGGUGGGGAUGUAUCGAAAAUAGCUCUUGUGAAAAGAUCAGUGACAACUAUUUGUGCCAAGGUUUCUGAUAAAUGGCACACCAAAAGCAAUGGUGAUCAAGAUGAGCUAUUCGAGCCUAAUAUCAACCUACAUUGUAAUGCUGGAUAUUCCAUUUCCGCCAUUAGUUUUGCAAGCUUUGGUACUCCAACUGGAAGCUGUGGAAGCUUCCAGAAUGGAGCCUGUCAUGCCCCAAACUCUCUUGAUGUCUUACAAAAGAAAUGCAUUGGUCAGCAGACAUGUUCGGUGACUGCAUCGAGCUCCAACUUCGGUGCAGAUCCUUGUCCAAAUACACCAAAGAGAUUAUCAGUUGAAGCUGUAUGUUCUCCUAAUGAAAUCAAUUCAUGAGAGUAUGAAGAAGCCAAGAGAGUUAAUUCCAAAAAGUUGGAAUUAACAACAUAUCAAGGCAUUAGAUAAAAUGUGUAAGCUAAGGGUUUGAUUUGCUUUACUUAAUGGUUCCAACACUUUCUUGUUACCCAAGAAAGAUUACAUUACCCAAAAAAAAAAAAAUGAAGAAAAAAAAGGGUAAAUGAAAAUUGAAUGUGGAAAAAUUCCCAUGUUGAACUCAUUGAGAAGAAUCACAAUGCAAAUUGCAGCCUAUUUGAGCUUUCA